Molecule: messenger RNA, 1948 nt
Organism: Meleagris gallopavo (turkey)
Lineage: Eukaryota; Metazoa; Chordata; Aves; Galliformes; Phasianidae
Source: RefSeq, a predicted model, not a curated record
CACACUUACCAAAAAAAGUAAUUGCAAAGGCUGGCUAACGCGUGUAGGAUUGCUUCAUGAGCAGGAAAAAAAUUCCACUGGAUGGCCUCACAGACUCAGAAAUGGCUGCAACAAACACUACUUUUCUGUUCUAAAAUAUCUCCCUGCAGAGGAUAAUUUGAACUUUAAAGUCACAUGGUAAAAUCAUAGGUUUGCUAAACAUGCAACGUGUACGGUUUGAAUGAUGUAAACCCAGUUCCUGUUUCCCUUGCAGAACUGAAUGUUUUUGUAGUCAGCAAGCACCGGAGUUUUCGUCGCGAUUUGUGACAGCAAAAGAAGUUACUGUGAUAUACACACGCUGCUCUCUGCGUAAAUAGGAAGGGCUACAUCCUCCAAACAGUAAUUAUAAUUCAUCUGACCACUGACAGUGAAAGUCUCAGCUAAUUGCAUCUGUGGAGCAUUUUCCUGGAAAGUUUCUACCUCCCCCGGGCAGGAACAAGCAGGCUGUGCAGAAAGGAUGAGUGCUCACAACAUGACGUGGAUCAGCUACCCAAGCAAGAGCCUGGCUUCCACCUCCCUGGAAGAAAUCGAAGCAUUCAUAGCUUCACAAAACGUCAUAUCCAGACUUAUGCACUGUUACAUUGCCUUCUUUGUGCCAACAGGACUGAUAGCUGGCGUGUGCAUUUUGGUCAUUUUCAUAAAGAAUUACGUGCAGAACAAAGCCAUGGAACACUCAGACCCGCUUCUCCUACACUUCACCAUCAGCAACAUUAUGAUGAUUCUGCUGUCAUUCACAGUCAUCAACAGACCUGACUACAUAAGGGCGACCCACCUGGCCUGCAGCGUUCUGUCAUUUCUCUUCAACUUCAGUUAUUUCAGCUCUCAGCACUCUUUGAUGUUGCUGCUCCUCAUAUUGUUACUGAAGAGAUUUCCAUCAAGGACUGCUCUGAGCACAGUAACCCAGCGUCCCAUGCUGUGUGUUGGAUGCAUACUGCUAUGUGCCUUCUGCUUGGCACUGACACAGGCACUGCUGGUUGGCACAGAUAACUACCACUCGGAAACAGACUGCCAGCUAGAUCCAUUAUUUGCAUGGCCUGAAUACGAGAUCGUUAAAUUCACCUUUGGAUUUGUAAUCCCAUCAUUUCUUCAGGACAACACUGAAAUUACAGAAGAGCAUUGGAACUCCAAAGGACGAGCUCGUGAUGAAUAUUGCUGAAAUAGUACUGUUCUCUGAGAGCUGUGCCAGCCUGGUACUCAUACUCUGUUUGCACAAACCAUGCAAGGACAGAAUACUUCAAGUCAUACGGAGCUGCCGAAGGGCCCCCAGCACCACCAGCCACCCUGACAUCCCAGUAACGCCCACAAGCCCUGAAAUGAUGUCUCAGUAACACCUGCUCUUCUAAGAGCUCUCGAUCUACUUCUACGGUUUUUCUUCUUUGUAAAGGACAAUUGUUCUUUCUUUUGAUCCCAAACUUGGGCUAUCGCAUAGCUAGCAGGACUGAGAGAAACGUGUAUUUAGUCUGCUAUCUGCAGUGACCCAGCAUGUAGAAACACGUAGGACUUGGGGGUCUGUGCUUAAGUGUGUGUAAAUAUUUUUUUCAUCUCCUCCCUUUGCAUUUUACUUCAAAAGCGAGCAGAAAGUAUUGCAGCCAUAGAAGUAUGCUUCUGUAAUAGAACCAAUGCCUUAGUGAGGAUGGACACCAAAACAUAUCCCAAACCAACUUUGAGCUGAGGUAAAAAUCUGCAGCCAAAGCAUUUGCUCAGGUUUGCUUCCUCUUUGGAUUGGGAUUUCCUGCCCUACAAGCCACUCAUAUUUUUGUAACAUUGCUUAACUCCAGUAACAACAGCAGUGAAGUAGGGGUUAAGAGUCCAUUACAAUUCCAAAAUAGUGAUACUGCAAGUCUAUUUCACAGCUUGCUUGUACCACAUAUACACACAGAACGGGGUUUUCCCUUUUUUUUUUUCCUGU